Messenger RNA from Spodoptera littoralis (African cotton leafworm), 609 nucleotides. Lineage: Eukaryota; Metazoa; Arthropoda; Insecta; Lepidoptera; Noctuidae. The record is from the annotation of a GenBank genome assembly.
AUGCCCUCCAUCUGGAGGUGGAGGGACGAUAUCCACAUGGCGGCUGUGUUCAGAGGUCAAAGAGCGGCGCGCGGUUUAAUCGCAAAGAGACAAGUCAAAGUGGAGCGUGCAAAUUCGAGGCCGGGCGGGAACAAUAAAAGUGCAGGUGGACCGCGGCCGCCCCGCGCCUCCGCACUCACAUCAAAGGGGAGCCCGCGAUACCAUACAAAAGCCCUAAUGAGACAAACCCGUGGCGUAAUCGAGGCGACGGAAAAAGAUGAGGCCCGAGAGGCGGCGGCGGGAGGCGGGGCGGCUGCCUCCCGGCCGCGGGACGCCGCUCCUUUGACGUCGCGAUAUUGUCUUUGUGCGGCGCGUGGGGUGAGGCGGCCCCGGCCGACGGAGACUUUGUCGCAAUACAAUGGCGAGACGAACCGGCGCCGCGGGUGCAGCGCGGCUAGGCAGCACACACACACGCGAGCGCGCUUUAUUAAUAUCAGCAAUCACAGCGCAUCGGCAAACUAUCGUUCCACGGAACUAGGAAGUGCUACACGACAACAUACAGCAGCCGUCCUCAGGCACUUCAUAAACUUAUGUGUUUACGCGAACUUAAUUACAGCCAGCCUUAGAUGA